ACAGGGGAGACACUAACCCAGAUAAACAAAGGAAUGACGAAAUUUGAUAAGAGUACCAACAACAAAUCGACUUUUCUGGCUUGGCAUCGCAUCGACCCCAAAGAAGAGAUUUGCACAAAACCGCUUUUGCUCUUGAUUUGGUUUUUGUUUUGUUCUUUUCCAGAAAGCGCGCCUUCUAAAUUUUGGCUUCAAAAAUGCUUGUACUUAGGUCAUGUCGGCUCCAAAGCCGGGCGUCCAUGGCGCCAUCGACCAAGUUCGCCAGCAGCAUCGCGGCGUACAGCAGACAAAGGGGAUUCGCCAGUGCAAGCGGUCCGAUAGAGACGGUCAAGCUCUCUUAUGACUUGCACGAGCCAGCCAAGCCGGUGGCCGACAAGCACACGUCUCCCAUAUUGGUGAUGCACGGGCUUUUCGGCUCCAGAAAGAACAACAGAAGCAUUAGCAAGGCUCUUGCACGUGAUCUGGGACGGCACGUAUACACUUUGGACCUUCGAAACCAUGGCGAAUCUCCCCAUGCUCCCCGUCACGACUAUCCGGCCAUGGCCGCCGAUGUAGCCGCCUUUAUCGAUGAGCACAAGAUCUCGUCGCCCACUCUAAUCGGUCACUCCAUGGGCGCAAAAACGGCCAUGACCCUCGCCCUGCACUCCCCAUCCCUGAUCAAGGACGUCAUCCCCGUCGACAACGCCCCCGUCGACGCCGUGCUUGGGUCAGACUUUGCCAAGUACAUCCGGGCCAUGAAGGAGAUCGACCGGGCCGGAGUGACGCGGCAGGCCGAGGCCGACAAGAUCCUGGCCCCGGUCGAGCCCUCUCUGCCCGUGCGCCAGUUUCUGCUCGGGAACCUGCACCGUCCGGAUCCCGAUUCGCCGGUACAGAGGUUCCGCGUGCCGCUCGACAUCAUCGCCAGGAAUCUGAACCACAUGGGCGACUUCCCGUACAAGAACCCGGACGAGGUCAGGUUCGACGGCCGCGCCCUCUUCGUCAGGGGCACAAAGAGCAAGUACGUCGCCGACGAGGCCCUGCCCCUCGUCGGUCGCUUCUUCCCCCGGUUCGAGCUCGCGGAUAUAGAUUCGGGCCACUGGGUCAUUUCGGAGAAGCCCGAGGAGUUUAGACAAGCUGUUCUGCGCUUCCUCGACCCCAAAGAAUAAGCCAAUGGCCUCUAUCAUAGAUUCCUCCUAUGUCAUAUAAAUGUAACAAUUGUACCAUUAAUACUACCGAAUGCCUCUGGCAAACAUGAGCUGGGAUGGGCUCCUGGAAGGGGGUUUUACAACGAAAACAAUACUGUCGAAAAAGAUAGACCCUCUCUCCGUUGACGGGAUCCAAAAAUAAAAUAAAAAUAAAAAUAAAGCCAAAAAGAGCCCGGGUAUCAUGCGUUCAGGUGCGCAUCUCUAUCAUCCCAUGACAGUACCUGGC
Molecule: messenger RNA, 1407 nt
Organism: Pyricularia oryzae 70-15
Lineage: Eukaryota; Fungi; Ascomycota; Sordariomycetes; Magnaporthales; Pyriculariaceae
Exons: 5
Coding region: 195-1142 (315 amino acids)
Cellular component (GO): mitochondrion
Source: RefSeq, a predicted model, not a curated record